UUUAAUUUUAUAAUGGCAAAUUUGUAUAAAAGAUACAUGAGAUUAUUGAAUAGCUGGCCUCUUGAUAAUAAUAAAUCGCCGGACCUUGGUCAAUUUAUUCGUGAACAAGUGAAGGCUGCAUUUCCCAAAGGAGAGAAAAGUGUGAUAAAGGAUGAAAAAGAGUGUUUGAAGCAACUAGAGAGUCUGGAAAGAUUAGCGUCAAAUUAUUAUGGAAAAAAGUAUCCAGUCAACUUGACCAACACGUCCACUGGUUUAAAGCUAGAAGUGCUAAGUGCUGCAUUAACGCCGGAAAUGCAGAAAUUGUUUCAAGAGCAAAAGAAAGGGUUUGUUGCUAAGCUUAAGAAUACAAUAUCGAAAUAUUUUUCAAAAACUCCCGAAGAGGUUUCUUCGAAGCAACAGAGUAGAGUAAAUUAGUUAUUUAUUAAGACUAAAGACUCAUGAUCCAUUAUAGAAGCAGUAGUUAACUUGAUCAAGUUGUAUUAUUAGCUAAUUGGUAUAAAAAAUGCAUUGCUUUAAAGUGUUUAGAUACUAUGCUGUGCCUAGAAGGUUGUAUAGCACUCACAGUGUUGGUCUAGCUGUUGAUUUCAAACAGUUUGAAGAUAUGUCUCAUGCACCAGUCAUGGUAAAUGAAACAAUCAAGUAUUUGAAUCUAUCACCAGGAAAUACAAUCAUUGAUAUGACAUUUGGUGCUGGAGGUCAUUCAAAAUUUAUUUUAGAAUCUGUCCCAAAUGUCAAGAUUUUUGCUCUCGACAGAGAUUCAGUUGCUAUGAAUUUUGCUGAAGAUUUGGGUAAGAAGUACCCAGGUCAAAUAAUACCGUUGCUAGGUAAAUUUUCUGAAUUGCCAGUUUUGUUGAAAAAGCAUAAAGUCCAACAAAAUAGUAUAGAUGGGAUUCUUUGUGACUUUGGAUGCUCAUCCAUGCAGUUCAACACACCAGAAAGAGGUUUCAUGAUAUCAAAGGAUGGUCCAUUGGACAUGAGAAUGGAUGGAAACAGGUGUCCAGAGCAACCAACAGCUGCAGAUGUUCUUGAGAGAACCACACAUAGAGAUUUGUAUAAUAUCAUCAAGUACUAUGGAGAGGAGAAAAGAGCAAGAAAAAUUGCCAGAGCUAUAAUUGAUACAAGAUAUCUUUUUAGAAGUUUAAAAACAACUCAUGAGCUGGCCAAGUUCAUAGAGUCUCUGUUCCCAGGUGAUGCUGGAGUCGACCAAUUGGGUAGAUUUCAGCAUUGCGCUACAAAAACUUUUCAAGCUCUAAGAAUAUUUGUAAAUAACGAAUUAAAUGAGAUCAAUCAGGGCGUCGUAUUAGCAAAUAAACUGUUGAAAAUCGACGGCCGUUUGAUUACAAUAUCUUUUCAUUCUUUGGAAGAUACCAUUGUUAAGAGACAUCUCUCUGGAAAUGUGACGGACAGUAUGGCCAAUGAGUUACCUCUGAGAUACCGGAACUACGGAAAAGUUUGGGAAUGCAAGGAAGACAUUAUGGAACUCACACAGUCAAAUUGGAAGAUGCUGCAUAAACACGUUUUAACUCCCACGGACGAAGAAGUGAGCAUGAAUCCAAGAGCCAGAUCGGCAAAAUUCCGAGCAUUGGUAAAAGUCAAAUAAUUGAGUGUCUUCGC
Messenger RNA from Copidosoma floridanum, 1614 nucleotides. RefSeq names its product ubiquinol-cytochrome c reductase complex assembly factor 2. Gene Ontology annotation, cellular component: mitochondrial matrix. Gene Ontology annotation, biological process: mitochondrial respiratory chain complex III assembly. The record is from RefSeq and is a predicted model, not a curated record. NCBI's taxonomy places the organism in Eukaryota, Metazoa, Arthropoda, Insecta, Hymenoptera, Encyrtidae.